GAGUUCUAAAGUGUGCCAAAUGUGGCAGCUGCUUGGCAUUCACAGGGAAUAGUCAGUAGCAUCUCCUUUCUUUUACACUAGAUGUUGCUGUUGGGCUCAAGAGCUUCUGGGUCCGUCCCACAAGAAGCAGUUUUACAACAGGUGUAGAUUGGCUAGGGCAGGUCUAACUCUCUAGCUCUGACAUUAGCCCCCCCCCCCAACUUAAAUCCAUCUUGAAGGAAGAAGGCUUUUCUCAGUUGUCCGGGAUUAGUAUAAUAAGUUGUGGACAACAAAGGAAGAGAAAUAUAUGGUGAAGGAAUGGCUUUUCUUUGGAAAGAAAUCUUGAUGGAAACAUUCCUGGGUUAUGCUUCCUGGUCUCUUUAUCAUGCCCUUCCACCAAUGAUCUAUUUUUUUCCUUUACAAACAUUGGAACUUACUGGCUUAGAGUGUUUUGCUCUUGCUUUCCUCUCUCCGAUGUUUCUGAUUAUUGGUCCACUUUGGAGGUUGGCCAACAAGAAGCACAUUCUAGUCUUGCUAAGGCUGAGCAUGAUUGGGAGCAUUAUUUCAUACCAAGCUCCAGCUUACUUUCGACUCUUGAUCUUGGCCAUGGGUGUUUCUUCAUCGUUGGUAGUUCAAACAGUAACAUGGUGGUCUGGCAAUUCUUUACAAAGAUACUGCAGAAUCUGGGGAUUUAUACUAGGAAAAAUUCUUCUUCUCGUUCUUCGGAUUUGCUAUACAUCGUUAAACCCAGUAUGGAAUUGUACAACUGCCAAUGUUACUAUAACUAUCCUAGGCUUCGUAGCAGCACUUGAGCGGACAUAUACAGGUACUAAAAGCCAAAAACAAGAAGCAAACAAGGUUGGAAACGCAGCAAAGGAAACCAUUCACGGUUCUAACUGGUUUUUGUCAGGGGCAGCUUUUGGCAGCCUAAUGUUCCUCACCUUCUGGAUUUUUGGAGAGGUCUCUCUAGUUUCUAGAUGGGCAGUGAGUGGACACCCGCAACCUGGGCCAGAUCCUAAUCCACAUGGAGGCGCCGUUCUGUUAGGGCUGGCUCAUGGACUGAUGCUGUCUUUCUGGCCUUGGUCUACCUGCGCCCUGUGUGGUUGGUGCCUUAUAGGUGCAGCAGGAGCAGCUGGUCUGCUUGGCUUACGAACGUGGUAUGCAGCCAUUGCUGGCGACCUCCUAGCUGUCUUUACAAUGUGCGUGUGGCCUCGCAUAACCGGAUGCUUCGUUAGCUGUUUACAUCCCGGGAAAGUCAUGAGUACAGCCAUGCUCAUAUUUGUGCUAAACACGUUCUUCUGUGUGUGGUGCACAGCUUAUAAAUUUGUGCCUGGUGGAAUCUAUGCUAGAGAAAGCUCUCAUAUUCUUUUGGGGUUCACCAUGCUGUUUAUUGUCAUAGGCACACUAGUUGAAUGCAGGAAGGAUCUUCACUCUCUGUUUCGGGUAAAAAGUAGUGAUAAACCAUUCUUCCAUGAAAGUGAAAAAUACAUCAAAUUAUCUCUGUGGCUGUUUGUAGGGGUAGGCCUGCUGGGAUUAGGAUUGCGAUAUAAAGCUUAUGAGAAAAAAUUAGGACAUGGGUCUCCAAAGAAAGACUUUUCAGCCCUGAUUUGGCCAUUCAGGUUUGGCUAUGAUAAUGAAGGGUGGUCCAGCUUAGAGCGAUCGGUCGUCCUUCUGAAUCAAACAGAGAACAGGAUGAUGGUACUGUCAAGAUACCCAGUCGUGAAGUCCAGACACCACCUUCUCCCUUCUCCUGAGGGAGAGAUAGCACCAGCCAUCUCCAUGACUGUGAACUUCACAGGGAAACUGGUGGAUUUUGUGGUUGCUCAUUUUGGAAAUGAAGAAGAAGACUCAGAUAGAGAGCUUCAAGCAAUAGCUGUUUCUAAUUUAUUGAAGAUGAGCUCUAACCAGGUUGUGUUUCUAGGAUACAUCACUUCAGCUCCUGGUUCCAGAGAUUACUUACAAAUAAUUGAAAAUGGCAACGUUAAGGAUAUUGACAACACAGAUCAAGAUAGAUGGUGCAGCUAUAUAAUGUAUCGUGGAUUAAUAAGAUUGGGCUAUGCUCGAAUUUCUCAUGCUCAUCUGAGUGAUUCUGAACUUCAAAUGGCAAAAUUUAGAAUCCCAGAUGAUCCAGAUAAUUAUAUUGACAAUGACAAACUCACCAUUGACCCCAGUGAAGUAUCAAAGGAAACACAUUUUGCCACAAGGUUUGGAUGCUAUCAAGAUGGGCACAAUUAUGAGAUGAACCAUCGUUUUCACAUGAGCACACCAAAGUACUUUAAGCAAGCUAGCUAGAAGAAUGACACACCAACAGGUUAGCAAACGGAGGACACCCACUGCACUGUGAAAACCAAUGACUUAGGACUGAUCCAUAUUCAUGGACUUAAACCAAAUGGACCGUCCUUGCCUUGCACAAGAGAAAAAAAAUGUGUGUAAUUCAGGCCACAGCAUCCAGCUUUUCACAGUAUACAAUUUGGUUUGAUUUGCAGCAAAUGUGUGUUGUUUUGUGUGUCUGUUUGUGUUAAAUGCCCCCACUAACUACUUAAUGCAUUCAGAAAAGUAGAGUUUGCUUUUGAAAAUGGUGAAUUUCCUAUACUGUACCUUACAGUGGUACCUCGGUUUACAAACUUAAUCCGUUUUGGAAGUCCAUUCUUAAACCAAAACUGUUUUUAAACCGAUGUGUGCUUUCCCUAAUGACGCCUCCCACCACCGGUGCCCUUCCACCGUUCAGAUUCUUUUCUUAGACUGAAGUAAAGUUAUCAAACCGGGACACUAUUUCCGGUUUUGUGGAGUUUGUAAACCGGACUGUUCUUAAACCGAGGUACUGUACCACUGUACACUGUAUUCAAUUUGUUGCCAGGCUGGCCUUUAGUGCAAUGCAUCUGUUUGUCCUCUAGGGGCCAAGUACUGUAUACCGUAUCACAAGUA
This is a messenger RNA of Zootoca vivipara (common lizard), 2904 nucleotides long. The record is from RefSeq and is a predicted model, not a curated record. NCBI's taxonomy places the organism in Eukaryota, Metazoa, Chordata, Lepidosauria, Squamata, Lacertidae.